CAGGACAGGGCACUUGCGACUCUAGCCGUCAACAGCCCUUUGUUCGCGCAAUCCCCACUCUAAUCUUUCCAAUGUCUGUGUCGCUCAUGUCGGCUGCCAUCCGCCCUGCUCUUCGCAAGCAGGUUUUUGCUCCUGUCGCCAGCAUGGCUCGCUCAUUCAACACCUCUGCACCCACCCACAUGGCCAGCACUAACCCCAGUCCUCCCGACAACACUCCAGCAAAGAAGGAGCCCAUGUACAAGACUUUUGAAAUCUACCGUUGGAACCCAGAUACACCUGCCGAAAAGCCUACCCUCCAGGAAUACAAGGUCGACUUGAACGCCUGCGGUCCAAUGAUUUUGGACGCUCUCAUCAAGAUUAAGAAUGAAAUGGACCCUACUUUGACUUUCCGUCGAUCGUGCCGUGAAGGUAUCUGUGGCUCUUGUGCCAUGAACAUUGAAGGUGGUAACACCUUGGCCUGCUUGGCUCGCAUCGACCGUAACGUCAGCAAGCCGGUCAAGAUCUACCCUCUUCCCAACAUGCACAUCGUCAAGGAUCUCGUUCCUGACUUGACCAACUUCUAUAAGCAGUACAAGAGCAUUGAGCCUUACCUCAAGCAAAAGACUGGCCCACCAGAAGGGAAAGAGAACUUGCAGUCCAUUGAGGACCGUAAGAAAUUGGAUGGAUUGUACGAAUGUAUCUUGUGUGCUUGCUGCUCUACCUCCUGCCCAUCGUACUGGUGGAACCAAGACGAGUACCUUGGCCCUGCUGUGCUCAUGCAAGCUUACCGCUGGAUGGCUGACUCGCGUGAUCAAUUCGGCAGAGAACGUCGUGAUAAGCUUCAGGACAAGUACUCUAUCUACCGUUGCCACACCAUCAUGAACUGCGCAAAGACUUGUCCCAAGGGUCUCAACCCUGGUAGAGCCAUUGCCCAGAUUAAGAAGGACAUGGCCUUUGAUUAGACUGGUUGGUGUACAGUACAAAAUGAAUUCCCAAUAGCAAAAAAUUUCCCUUCUGGCAAAAUACACAUCAAUGCCGCCUUUCUUUGAAAAAACACAUUAAAAAGAAGCCCGUAAUCAAACAUGUUGUGGAGGAUGCCAUGCUAUAAGAUGACAUGU
Molecule: messenger RNA, 1097 nt
Organism: Umbelopsis ramanniana AG
Lineage: Eukaryota; Fungi; Mucoromycota; Umbelopsidomycetes; Umbelopsidales; Umbelopsidaceae
Exons: 4
Coding region: 72-941 (289 amino acids)
Biological process (GO): respiratory electron transport chain; aerobic respiration; tricarboxylic acid cycle
Cellular component (GO): mitochondrial membrane
Molecular function (GO): electron transfer activity; 2 iron, 2 sulfur cluster binding
Source: RefSeq, a predicted model, not a curated record